Diplodia corticola is the source of this 594-nucleotide messenger RNA. Its product is annotated as methyltransferase domain protein. Bases 1 to 594 code for a protein of 197 amino acids. NCBI's taxonomy places the organism in Eukaryota, Fungi, Ascomycota, Dothideomycetes, Botryosphaeriales, Botryosphaeriaceae. The transcript has a single exon. The record is from RefSeq and is a predicted model, not a curated record.
AUGGAGCGUAUCGGGAGCCUCGGAGACGGCGGCAAAUGGAUAUGCGGCACGUCACAAUACUCGAAAGUCGAGAGCUGCCCUCUUAUAGUCUACAGCUUUGGCGUGGGCACGGACUCAUCGUUCGAAGCGGAGCUGAUUAACAUGACAAACGCGCAAGUCUACGCCUUCGAUUAUUCGGUGGAAAGAAUCGGGCCUCAAAUAGCCGAAAAGGACUCGUCUCGUGUCCAGUUUAUGAAAAUUGGUCUGGGCGACCAGGACGCAUUAGUUGACGGUCAGCGUUUUCUUACGCUUCAGUCGAUAAUUUCGGCAUUUGGGCAUCAAUAUAUCGACAUAUUGAAGAUGGAUAUUGAAGGAGCAGAGUUCAAGGCGCUUGAUGCGUUCAUGGAAACUUACAAGGGUAAGGAUCUUCCUGUUGGUCAGAUAUUGAUCGAGAUACACCUUUGGGCCGCACCUCAGAACGUGCGCGACCUGGUUAAAUGGUGGAAAAAGUUGGAAGCUUUUGGGCUGCGCCCGGUCUGGCAGGAAUCCAACUCUCUGGGUGUCAUUCUGGGUCCCAGGUAUCCAUGUUGUUUUGAAGUAAGUCACAAUCCUUAG